Molecule: messenger RNA, 2505 nt
Organism: Peronospora matthiolae
Lineage: Eukaryota; Oomycota; Peronosporomycetes; Peronosporales; Peronosporaceae
Source: the annotation of a GenBank genome assembly
AUGGGGCAUCCCAACCAGGAUGCUCUGGAUAAGACAAGGCAUGCCACGAACGGUAUUCCGGCUGUUGGUCAACCGCCCCAGUCUUUGUGCGGCGGAUGCAUGAAGGGGAAGCAAACGGUGGCUAAAUUUCCGCAUUGUUCCAGCUCGAAGACGUCGCGCGUUCUUGAGCUCGUCCACACGGAUAUGAUGGGACCAAUGAAUAAUCCUUCGAAAGGUGGUGCCAAGUAUGUCCUGACGUUCGUGGACGACUACUCGCGCUACGUUGUGGCCUAUUUCUUGAAAAAGAAGAGCGAGGUGGCCAUUAAGCUUAGAGAGUUCAUGACUUUCUAUGAGAAUCAAUGGGGAGAGCGCAUGAAGUGUUUACGAUCGGAUAACGGAACGGAGUUUGUCAACCAAGAGAUGACGAAGAUAUGUAUGCUGAACGGUAUCGUGCACCAACGGACUGUCCCGUAUAGCCCUCAGCAGAAUGGAGUGGCAGAACGGAUGAACCGAACUAUCAUGGAGAGAUCUCGAAGUAUGCUAUACUACAAGGGCGUUCCAAUGGAGUGGUGGGCUGAAGCAGUUAGUACUGCGGUAUAUCUAAUCAACCGUUCCACGAACACGCACAACGCAACCGUAACACCGUUUGAGCUAGGUUUCAAAGUGAAACCUACGCUAGAUCACCUACGCGUAUUUGGUUCUCGCGGGUACGCUCACAUUGACGAAGCGAAGAGGACGAAGCUUGAACCUAAGAGCUUUAGAUGUCUGCUGCUCGGAUACCCAGAAAACGUCAAGGGUUACCGUGUCUAUGACUUGGACGCUUCCAAGGUCAAAGUUUCUCGCUCGGUGAAAUUGGACGAGCGUGAGAUAGAUGGUAUUUACGAUACACUACCUGCUCAGAUUGAAACAGUUAUUCAUGUUAGCACAGACGCCGAUGAUGAAGUCACGCUCGCACCAGUGGAACUUCAACCCGUCGAAGCGAAACCCAUGGAAGGCGUUGAGAACGACGCACCGGAUGUAGAGAUGGAGAGCAUGCAACCGAUACAGGACGCUAUACCGCCGCUGCUGAUGCCACAAGAACGGUCAGCUCCCACUGGAUUUGAGUUGGAACCGUACCGUGGACCACCGACUAUCUUCGAGGACGAUCAAGUGGUGUUCCAUACCCCUAGAGACCGUUUUAGAAGUUCCCGGGAACCAGUCUUCCUUCUUGAAGAGGGAACGGACGCAGAGGAAGAACGGAAGUCGGAAGGAAGAGAUGGACCGUCCUAUCCGAAGCGUGCCAGGAUCGAUGAAGACGGCCUUAUUGCUGAAGCCGUCCUCGCGUACGCAGCAAGCAUUGACACAGUGGAUCUUCCUACAACAUACGCUCAGAACUAUGUGUGCCAGCUGAACAAGGCCAUAUAUGGACUGAAGCAAGCUGCAAGUGCCUGGAACAAGACCAUUCAUCGGGUAUUUCUUGGGUACGGAUUCAAGAGCUGUGGUGCGGACCAGUGCGUCUAUGUCAAGCGUUCCAAGAGCAAUUUCAUUUACGUCUGUCUUUACGUAGAUGAUAUGAUCAUUGCGGCGAAGACUAGUGAUGAAAUUGAUGACGUGCAAAACGCACUCAAGAGUGUCUUUAAGAUGAAGGAGCUUGGACCGGCGAAAUUUAUCCUGGGAAUGGAGAUCGACCAUAACAUGAUUGCUGGAACGCUUAUGAUUAAGCAAACGCGAUACAUCGAUGAUGUGGCGAAACGGUUCGGGCAAGAGAACGCUAAGUCGGUUGACAACCCGUGUGCAACUGGUCUUAAGUUGUCAAAGUCGCAAUCGCCAGCAACGGAUGAAGAGCGAAGAAAGAUGCAAUCGAGACCGUACCGCUCCUUAAUUGGAUGCCUACUGUAUAUCACGACGUGUACUCGCCCGGACAUUUCAUUCGUGGUAACGCAACUUUCUCGUUUCCUGGAGAAUCCCGGGGCGCAGCAUUGGAACGCUUCUAUACGUGUUCUACGCUACUUAAAGACGACUCGCCAGCACGGGAUCAUCUACAAAGGUGGUACUGGCAGCGUCACAGCUGAAGCCUACUCGGAUGCGGACUGGGGUUCCAACCUCGACGACAGGCGAUCUGUCUCGGGGGUUAUGAUCGUGAUUGGGAACGCUCCGGCGGUGUUCAAAUCUAAGUUCCAACGAACGGUUGCCCUCAGCUCAGCGGAAGCUGAGUAUAUGGCUUUAAGCCUAUGCGUUCAGGAAGUGCUAUGGACGCGUGCGAUACUGACGGACAUGGGAAUGGUACAAAUGAACGCUACCCAGAUAUGGGAGGACAAUCAAGGAGCGAUUGCUUUGGCCCAAAACGCUGGUUAUCAUGCUCGGACCAAGCAUGUGGACAUCCGUCAUCACUUCAUCAGAGAGACGAUCGAAGACGGGACGGUUGCGGUAGCGUAUGUGGACACCAAACAUCAAUUGGCCGACAUACUGACCAAGGCGCUAGGAUCCAAGACGUUCAAGUUCCUGCGCGAUGCAAACAGUAUCCAGUGCAAAGAAACCAAGCAGUAG